Staurois parvus is the source of this 350-nucleotide messenger RNA. Lineage: Eukaryota; Metazoa; Chordata; Amphibia; Anura; Ranidae. The record is from the annotation of a GenBank genome assembly.
CAGGUGUUCCAAUCCCCUCCCAAUCAUGUGAUUCAGGUGUUCCAAUCCCCUCCAUAUCAUGUGAUUCAGGUGUUCCAAUCCCCUCCAUAUCAUGUGAUUCAGGUGUUCCAAUCCCCUCCAAAUCAUGUGAUUCAGGUGUUCCAAUCCCCUCCCAAUCAUGUGAUUCAGGUGUUCCAAUCCCCUCCCAAUCAUGUGAUUCAGGUGUUCCAAUCCCCUCCAUAUCAUGUGAUUCAGGUGUUCCAAUCCCCUCCCAAUCAUAGUCAAUAGAUAAAGACCUCCAAACUUGGUGUGGCCUUCAGAUGAGCCCAACAACAGUGCGUAGAGAGUUUCAUGGAAUGGGUUUCCAUGGC